Molecule: messenger RNA, 2925 nt
Organism: Hippocampus zosterae (dwarf seahorse)
Lineage: Eukaryota; Metazoa; Chordata; Actinopteri; Syngnathiformes; Syngnathidae
Gene: slc15a1b
Product: solute carrier family 15 member 1b
Exons: 23
Coding region: 417-2603 (728 amino acids)
Biological process (GO): oligopeptide transport; transmembrane transport
Cellular component (GO): membrane
Molecular function (GO): dipeptide transmembrane transporter activity
Source: RefSeq, a predicted model, not a curated record
UAGCAUCCAUCUGUCGCUCUUUUUCAAGGAUUCUUUCAUCGGGGCACCGGCAUCCCCCGUUGUCUUUCCAAAAAAUCUACAUCCGACAUUCACAAUCCAAAUGAUGUUGCUUUGUCAUCGUAAAAGUCCCUUUCCUCGCCAUUUGAUUGACGGCGCGCGCUUCCACAUAUGCAGACAUGACGCCCUUGCACAAUUAUAUUGUGAAUGAUCGGCCAGUAUAUAACCGAGCUUAUCUGCACAUUUAGCCUUGAUAACGAGCAUACACGGCACAUCCACGUGCAUUUUCAGUCUGUGACUCGCGCACCGGGCAUUGGCAGAUGGGAGGUUAUAAAAGCUCACCUUGCUCGAUGCCAGUUGAGACUUGACUUAGUUUUAAGCAGCGACGGGCUAAACGAUCUCAGCGGACACAUUCAGCCAUGGCGGGAAAAGAUGAACUGGGCAAGCCCAAGUCAAAAAGUGCUUUGGUGUGCGGCUACCCAAUUAGCAUCUUUUUUAUUGUGGUCAACGAGUUCUGCGAGCGCUUCUCCUACUAUGGCAUGCGAGCUGUGCUGGUGCUUUACUUUAAAUACUUCCUGCGAUGGGACGAUGACUUUGCCACCACUAUCUACCAUACCUUUGUUGCCCUCUGCUACCUGACCCCGAUCCUGGGUGCCAUCGUGGCCGACUCUUGGCUGGGCAAGUUCAAGACUAUCGUUUACCUGUCCAUUGUGUACGCUUUGGGGCAGGUGAUCUUGGCAGUCAGCGCCAUUCAUGACAUCACAGACAACGACCGUGACGGAACCCCGGACAACAUGGUUUUCCACGUAGCUCUGUCCAUGGUGGGUUUGCUUCUUAUCGCCCUGGGAACAGGAGGCAUCAAACCUUGUGUUGCGGCCUUUGGUGGAGACCAGUUUGAAGACCAUCAGGAGAAGCAGAGGAGCACUUUUUUUUCCAUUUUCUACCUGUCCAUCAACGCAGGCAGUCUGCUGUCCACCGUCAUCACACCCAUCCUCAGAGCCCAGGAGUGUGGGAUCCACACUCAGCAGAAAUGUUACUCGCUGGCUUUUGGUGUCCCCGCAGCCCUCAUGGUGGUCGCUCUGAUUGUGUUCAUUGUGGGAAGUCAAAUGUACACCAAGACUGCUCCUCAGGGAAACAUCAUGGUGAAAGUCUGCAAAUGCAUCGGGUUUGCAAUCAGCAACCGCUUCAGGCAUCGUCAUGCGGCAUACCCGAAAAGAGAGCACUGGAUGGACUGGGCUGAAGAAAGAUAUGACAAACUUUUGAUUGCCCAGGUGAAGAUGGUGGUCAAGGUGCUCUUCCUCUACAUCCCCCUGCCGAUGUUCUGGGCUCUCUUUGACCAGCAGGGAUCAAGAUGGACCCUCCAGGCGACGACCAUGGACGGUGACUUUGUAAUCCUCAUAAUCCAGCCCGACCAGAUGCAGACGGUCAACCCCAUCUUGAUCCUGAUUCUGGUGCCGAUUGUGGAUAGUCUGGUCUACCCGCUCAUCUCCAAGUGCAAGUUGAACUUCAGCCCGUUGAAGAGGAUGACCACGGGGAUGUUCCUCGCCGCUCUGGCGUUUGUUGCCGCAGGCCUGGUUCAGAUCCAGAUUGAUCAAACCCUGCCCACCUUUCCGUUAAGCACGCAGAGCCAAGUGAAGGUUCUCAACAUGCUCGACAAGCCAUUAGACAUCACGGCUGGGUCGCACUCAUUUAGGUUGGACGCUUUCACGGCCAACAAUGACUACCUGACAUUCGAUGACUCAUUUUCUCUGGAACUGGGCCCCGGCGCAGUUUAUCCCAUCACUUUGAGUGACGCGUCUCGGAAUACUCUGGUGAUCCUUCAGGAUGAGUCUUUGCCCAGACCAGUAGGGUUUGAUGACAUCACAGCCAAGCCAGAACAGGGUGCCAAUGCUAUAAGAUUUUUCAACGGCCUCGGCUCGACUUUGAACAUAACAAUUGGUAAUCUGGACUUCAAUGGCGUGGGUGCUCUCAACAUGUCAAAGUAUUUGGCAGUACCGCACGGGAACGCACAGUUCCUGAUCAAGAACAACACAGGAGGCAAGUGCAUCUACAACCAGCAACUUGGCUUCGGCAGCUCUUACACCUUGGUCAUCCCGCCCACUUUCACAUUUGGACCAAAUUGUCACCUGGAUGUCCGUCAAGUCAAUGACAUCCGACCAAACUCGGUUCACAUGGCCUGGCAGAUACCUCAGUACUUCCUCAUCACGGCAGGAGAAGUGGUCUUUUCUGUGACGGGCCUGGAAUUCUCCUACUCGCAGGCACCCAGCAACAUGAAAUCAGUCCUGCAGGCCGGUUGGCUGUUAACAGUUGCUGUCGGAAAUAUAAUUGUGCUCAUUGUUGCCGAGGCAGCGACGCUUGAAGAUCAGUGGGCCGAGUACAUUCUCUUUGCGUCUUUGCUGGUGGGGGUGUGCAUCAGCUUUGCCAUCAUGGCCUAUUUCUACACAUACACCGACCCGAGCAAGAUCGAAGCUCACUUCCGAGAGAUGGAGCCCAACGAGAAGCGCAAGAACAUGGACGGAAAGGACAGAGUUGAGCGCCGCAAUGAAGAAAAAUGCUCCGAUUCCAGCUCAGAUGAGGAGGACGAAUCCACACAGACCAAGUUGUAAAAACAAACAAAGAGGAAAAAUAGAGAGUAAAAAAGUAAAGUAAAAAAAACGUAUUUACCUUUGUAUUUAAACAUUGCAUGUUGUGUGUUUCUUUGUCAUUUGUUGAAUGUCAAAAAUGACUUUGAUCCGUGUUUGGUAACAUUCAUUUAUUCAUUCAUUCAUUCAUUAAUUUUCCGAGCCGCUUGAUCCUCACUAGGGUCGCGGGGGGUGCUGGAGCCUAUCCCAGCUGUCUUCGGGCAGUAGGCGGGGGACACCCUGAAUCGGUUGCCAGCCAAUCGCAGGGCACACAGAGACGAACAACCAUCCACGCUCACACUCACAC